AUGGCGGCUUUUUGGCGCGCCGGUCGGCAUCGUAUUAGAUUCACCGGUCCACCGUCAGUUUCCGAAUUCUUCACGGAGUUUCUGAGUCGCCUCCACCCUUACUCUGUUCUCAUUUCCUUUCAAUCAUCUCAGUAUGGCGCUGAAGUAUAUAACAUAACUCCUUCACACCCAUUAUCCGAGGGAGAAAUUCUAGUCUCUCCUGGCCUAAUAUUCGAAUUGGGCUUCUUCAGUCCUAAUAGUUCUGCUAACAAGUAUUUGGGGUUGUGGCACAAAAGUAUAUUUCCCCGUAAGUAUGUAUGGGUGGCUAACAGAGAUAAUCCUCUUGCAGAUACAGACACCUUGGUUAGUUUGAGAAUUGGAAGCAAUGGGAGUCUGGAGCUCGUAGAUGGAAAACAGAGUUCUGUCCGGUCAACCAAUAUCUCUAAUUGUUCAUCUGCAGUUCUCUUAGAUAAUGGAAACCUCAUUGUCAAAGAUAUUAUGGGAGCUGUUAUGUGGGAGAGUUUUAAUAAUCCUAGUGACUCACUUCUGCCAAGCAUGUUGAUGGGAUACAAUAGUGGUUCUGGAAAAAGGAAUUUCUUGAUAUCUUGGAAAAGUGAAAAUGAUCCAUCACCGGGGUUAUUCUUGUUCGGACUGUCAGCAGAGUUGCCAGCACAAAUUUUCAUUUGGAUUAAUGGAUCUACUCCCCACUGGCGAAGUGGGCCAUGGGAUAAAUCAAAGUUUAUUGGUAUACCCACAAUGAAAUCUCUGUCUCUAAAUCCAUUUGCUCUCAUCGAUAAUGUGAUGCAGGGAACAAGGUAUUUCUCUUACAUUUUUGAUAAAAUUCCAGGUGACAAAGUUCUUGCAUAUAUGGACAUAUCUUCAGAAGCUUCUGACUCUCCAAUCUGCAACUGUUUGAAAGGGUUUAUACCCAAGUCAAAUGAAGAAUGGAGCAAAAGAAGGACCGGAGGUUGUGUGAGACAAACGAAUUUGUCUUGUGAGACGCACACAAAUGAAUCAGUCUCAUUAAAAGGAAAAGAUGGGUUUUUGAAGGUGGAACGAUUGAAAGUACCCGAUUUUCAUGAAUACCUGGCUUCUUUGGCUACAGACAGGUUUGGGGACUGCAAGAUGAAGUGCCUGAGUAAUUGUUCUUGCCUGGCUUAUGCUGAUGUUAAUAACAUAGGGUGUUUGGUCUGGUACAAAGACCUUGUUGAUAUUCAGCAGUUUCCAUCUCUUGGAGAAGAUCUUUAUGUCCGCCUAGCAGACUCAGAACUAGGUGAAGGAAAGCCAAUAAAGUUAAUUGCCAGCCUUACUGCUGUUGGAUUUAUGAUCAUCUUGGUGGCUAUAGUCCUCAGUUUGCGCAGGUGGCUGGCUAACCAAAAGCGACAUGUCAAAUUAACAGCACAGUGCUUGGAAUCAACUAAUAUGAUUAAGAUUCAUAGAGACGGUCUUCGAGAAUAUAUAGGGAAGCAUGAUUUCUCGGAGCUAAAGAUAUAUGAUUUUGAUAGCAUAAUAAUCGCCACAGACAGCUUCAGCAUCACAAACAAACUCGGGCAAGGAGGCUUUGACCCAGUUUAUAAGGGGAUGCUACCAGAAGGGAAGGAAAUAGCAGUAAAAAGACUAUCUAGUAGCUCAGGACAAGGUGUCGAAGAGUUCAAGAAUGAGAUGCUGUUGAUCUCCAAUCUUCAACACAAAAACCUUGUUAGGAUGAUGGGUUGCUGUGUUAAAGAGGAUGAGAAGUUACUGAUUUACGAGUUCAUGCCAAACAAAAGCUUGGAUACUUUUCUAUAUGAUCCGACGAAGAGAGCAGUGCUUGAUUGGGCUACACGCUUUAAUACUAUUCAGGGUGUUGCUAGAGGGCUUCUUUAUCUCCAUCAUGAUUCCUAUGUGAAGGUGAUACAUAGAGAUUUAAAAGUCAGUAACAUUCUCUUGGAUGAGAAAAUGAAUCCAAAAAUUUCAGAUUUUGAAUUGGCACACAUGGUUCGAGAAACACAGAGUCUAGAAAAUACUCAGAAGGUUGUUGGAACACGUGGCUAUAUGUCUCUGGAGUAUGCCAUGGGUGGGAUAUUUUCCAAAAAAUCUGUUGUCUUCAGCUUCGGGGUCCUGGUGAUGGAGAUUAUUAGCGGCAAGAAGAAUACCAUUUUCUGUUUAUAUGACCAACGUCUAGGCAUCCUUGCAUAUGCAUGGAACUUGGGGAAUGAUGGCAGGGCGGUGGAGUUAGUAGAUGAAGUAUUGGGUGAUAUAUAUUCCUCAUCAGAAGUACUGACAUGUGUGCAUAUUGGGCUUCUUUGUGUACAAGACAAUGCUGCGGAUAGACCAACUAUGGUGGAUGUAGCUUUAAUGCUAAGCAGCGAGAAAGAUGGUCCAAAUCCGAAGAGGCCUGUAUUCACUAUCGAAAACUCAGUCUAUCAUCCUGGACUAUACUAUAAAAAUACUAAUUCCUCCAAAGUGAAGCUAGCAUGA
Molecule: messenger RNA, 2439 nt
Organism: Rosa chinensis
Lineage: Eukaryota; Viridiplantae; Streptophyta; Magnoliopsida; Rosales; Rosaceae
Product: G-type lectin S-receptor-like serine/threonine-protein kinase At1g61390
Exons: 9
Coding region: 1-2439 (812 amino acids)
Biological process (GO): protein phosphorylation
Molecular function (GO): protein serine/threonine kinase activity; ATP binding
Source: RefSeq, a predicted model, not a curated record